Molecule: messenger RNA, 2998 nt
Organism: Cololabis saira (Pacific saury)
Lineage: Eukaryota; Metazoa; Chordata; Actinopteri; Beloniformes; Belonidae
Product: Krueppel-like factor 6
Exons: 4
Coding region: 358-1236 (292 amino acids)
Biological process (GO): regulation of transcription by RNA polymerase II
Molecular function (GO): RNA polymerase II cis-regulatory region sequence-specific DNA binding; DNA-binding transcription factor activity, RNA polymerase II-specific
Source: RefSeq, a predicted model, not a curated record
UCCGCGGGCGCGGGGAGGCGGGGCGGCGGACGUCGAGGUUUGAAUAGGGAAGUGUGGCUCUCGCAGUCGAGCCCGUGCAGCCCAGCAGAGAGUCUGCAAACACCAAAACACCGUUUAGGACCCUCGGAAACAGCGAUCAACACCAGGACCAGGACCAGGACCCUCACACAACAAGUCUGCAACCGUCAUCUUGCGGAGGAUCGCUCUUUUUUUUCUCCGUCCUUCGCCGCCUCUUGGCUUGUGUUGGGUUUUUUUUUUUUUUUUUUUUUUCUAGAAAAAUAAAAAUAACAGAAGAAAAAAACAUUAGAUCGCAACUCUGUGGUUCUUUUUAGACAGUUAAGUUCGGAAGCGAAAAACAUGGAUGUUUUACCGAUGUGCAGCAUCUUUCAAGAACUUCAAAUAGUUCACGACACGGGCUAUUUCUCAGCCUUACCGUCCCUGGAGGAGUACUGGCAGCAGACGUGCUUGGAGUUGGAGCGCUACCUGCAGAGCGAGCCCUACGUCUCCACGUCGGACCUGAAGUUCGAUGGCCAGGAGGACCUCUGGAGCAAGCUCAUCCUGGCCUGCGGGGACAAGGCCAAGGCCGACCCCAAGCUGCCCCGGCCCCACGACGAGGACAAUCAGGACAGCCCCAUCUUGGACAGCCACAGCGUGAGCUCGGACGCCAGCAGCGAGGCUUCGGACAGUUCCGAGGAGCUUUCUCCCACGCACAGCUUUAGCGCCAACCCGCUGGGCUCCGUCUUGGUUGGCUCUGGACCUUUUAGCCCCUCCGUCAUCAGCACUCCCCCGUCGUCUCCCGAGGCCCACUUGGAGGCCGGCGCCGUCACGACGAGCGGCUGGGCGGCCGUGCACAGCGAGCUGCACUUGCCGGUCAAAAUCAGGAGCGGCGCGGGGGCGGCGGGGGCGGCGGCGGCGGCCAAGGGCACGGAAAAGACGGGACUCAUCUGCGGGGACGCGUCGCCGGACGGCAGGAGGCGGGUACACCGGUGCCACUUCAACGGCUGCCGCAAGGUUUACACGAAGAGCUCGCACCUAAAAGCACACCAGCGCACUCAUACAGGUGAGAAGCCGUACAGGUGUUCGUGGGAAGGCUGCGAGUGGCGUUUUGCACGGAGCGACGAGUUGACCAGACACUUCAGGAAGCACACUGGGGCAAAGCCCUUCAAAUGCAGUCACUGUGACAGAUGUUUCUCCAGGUCUGACCAUCUGGCUCUUCACAUGAAGAGGCACAUCUGAACGCAGGGCCAGCCGCAACCAAGCAACGCAGCGAAGGGGAUCCUUUUCCUUUUUCUUUUUCUUUUCCUUUUUGUUUUCUUUUUCUUAAAGUGGAGAGAGAGAAAAAACCCACCGACGCCACCUCCCUGACCGGCCCCCCUCGGCCCCCCUCGGGCCCGGGCCGCCCCAGAGCGGGAGUGGCGGGAGUGUGCGUUCCAGCCAAAGCAUGCCGUUUUGCACCAUUACUGAAACCCAGUGCCUCCGGGACCUCUCCGUUGGGAGAAAAAAGGCGCUCUGAAGGUUGUUUUGUUGCAACAAGAGGACGAGUUCGUGGAUUUUGGGGGAAAAAGACGCCGUUUUUGUUUGGGAAGGACUCCGAACAUGCAAAAAAAAAACACAAAAAAACAACAAAAAAAACACAAAAAAGACCAAAAAAAAACUUUAAAAGAAGGAAAAAAAAAAAUGUAGACACAAGCGUUAAGAGUGAAUGGCUUGUAUGUGUGGUGCAUGAUGUUUUGGGGACAUCUCCCGGACAGCAGAUACACUGGUACUUUACAAACCUGUCUGAGGUAAGCAUGCGUGCACUGUGAAUGUCUGUGAUUGGCCGACCAGCCGCCCCCCCCAUCCCCCCCCACCAUCCCCCGGAAAGACUAAAGGAGGACAGGAUUUUGGGAAGAAGGUGGAUGAUACGGGGCUGGUACCAACGUCGCUGUGGACUUAAUGGGUUCCUGGGGGGGCGAGGCGGGGAGGACGGCCCGGCCCAUCGUCUGUCUGGCACCCAGACUCUUGAGGGAGGACGAUGUUGAGGCCUCGGGUCGGACCAGAGAUGGAGACCCUUCUGGUCAGUGACCCGAGGACUGAAAAAAACUAAAAAAAAAACCCAAUCCUCCCUCCCAAUGGGUCACUGUAUGACAGGAGCUCUUUUUCCUUGUUUUUGGUGCAGCUACUAAAUGUGCAAUGUGUUAUGUAGCCUGGUUUAUUUUAUUAUUUUUAUUUUUUUUUUAUUACAAACUACAAAGCUCAUUUGUAGUCCAACUGUAUAAGCUGUGUGCUUAGAGGUAAAAACACAACUAUACUAUAACUUCAGUAUCAUAGACAGGUAUUGCAUGGAUCUAGGGGUUUGUUCAUUUCCAGUUUUCACUGUAAUCAGGACUGCAAAUAGUUUCAAUAAAAGUGCAGCUAAAAUGCGAACGGUUAAAUGUUACAAUAUUGUACAUAAAGCCUUGAUUUCUCUUCUAUUCAUCCACCUCCUUCAUCCUGGUUCAUCUGCUUGGGAUUUUCUCGACGGCUCACUGGUUCACUCAUUCAUUCGAUGCCUCAAGGACUAAUUUUUUUUUGCUUUUCUUAUUUUUGUGUACUUUCUUUAUAUCUAAUAAUGCACUGUUGACCUUAAUGGUGCCUUAUGCAAGUGACUCGGCCCUGCGGUGGCAGCGGCUCCUUCCCUUGGGAUGUCACGUUUGUUGUCCGGAUGAUUUUUGACAAGCUCGAUCAAGGCUCAGUUAUGAAUGAUCUCGUACCUCCUUUUUGCAAUAGUUAAUUUUUUAAAGUGAUUUAUUUUAUUAUUUUUUUUGGUAGGAUAUUAUGUUGUUAAAAUGUAAAUGUUAACAAAAAGUACCUAUUCUUGAGUUGAUUGCCUUUAUUUUCGUUGUUGUUAUUUGUAUCUGAGGUCGCGGCGCCAUUUUCGGUGCAGUUUCCCAGUUAAAUUAAGUCAAAAAUUGUAUAUAAGACAAAAUGCUGUAUGUGAAGAGCACUUAAAUUCAUUUAUUAAAGGCGAUAACUACUG